AUCAAAGGUACACGUUGUUUGUCCUGAGAUGGUGUAGAUAGCGGAAAAGGAAGUGGAUAGAACAAGCAGUGUUCAAUUGUGAAGGUGCUACCUGCGAAGCUGUGCAUGUUAGGAGGAGAAGUUUACCGCCAUGCAGCAAUCCAUCAAAACUGCCAAGAUUAAUCUGUGUCAGGUUAUUGUAUCAGUUCUACUAUUGUCAAGUUGCAGUCUAGUCCUGAUAGACCUGUUCCGAGCAUUAGCCACCAGUUCAUUCUGUACUCCAUGGGAAGACUCCAUUUCUUUAACCGACAACGGCAGUGAUCCCUGCAAGAAGAAGCAACUGGAUAUUAGUACCAAACAGAAUCCUCAUGAUUUCUUUCAAUUUUUCACGAAGGUUGCUGCGCUUUUGGUCAAUCUACUAGCCGCGUUGUCGUGUAUUUUGGCCGAGUUCUGUGCAUCGAAGAAGAAGGGGGGAAGUGAGUCUCGAGGGGGGAAGUGGCGAAUACCAUUUCCCCGAUACAGUACACAUAUUAAAAUAUCUUCGCUGCAUGCACAAAUGGAAUUUGCCAGUUUUUUGUUCACAAUUUCUGCAUCAUUUGGAUCAUUGAUAGUGGUGAUUAUAACGAUGCUAAAGUACAGUAGACCAGUUGGGCCAAAGGUAGAUUCUAAGCGAUUAAUAGUAGAAAAUGUUACCUUAACUUGGUUGGAUACCGGAUUGUGUGAGGAUCCCCAGUGGAGGGAAGUGUGCAAUCCGAUUAUGCAGCUUUUUUGUGACAUCAUACUCUUGGCGCACAUUACAAAUUUCCGGGAAGCGUGUUACAGAAAACAAGUGCAGCUUCAGGCCCGUUAUCAAGUUAUGUUAUCCCGUUCUGCUAGUUUUCAAUCUCAUGUUAGUCCAAAAAGUCGAGACAUCCAAUUUUGUGUCAGUUUGACCCGUAUCAUUUUAGUAUUUUCUUCCGCUGUGAUAACAUCUGGUGGAUUGGUCAUUAUCAGUUGCGUCCUUAAAUGGCUUUCCAUCAGUAUGCUUCAAGAACUAUCUGACAGUUCCGUGACCAAUGUACACAUCGUGGAUGCGUUUUGCUUUGUGACUGGAAGUAUAUCACUUUGUGCUGGCUUACAAUGUGUUGCUGCGAUACACUGUUGUACAAUGCCAUUGGAAUUACUCCCAAAUAAAUCACAGGCAUCGCAUGCACAUCUAGAAAGAAAGAUCAUCAAUCUGCCCUCAUAUCUUCUAGCCUUUAUGCUUAUUUUCCUAACAAUACCGUGUAAUGUUGGUAUCUGUAUUUUUCUGAAUAUCGAUCCCAGACUUUCUAACCUUGGGAUAGGUGACGAUGUGGUUGGUGCAUUCUCCACCAAACUUCCUGGGUUGGCUUUCACUCUGAUCAAGUUUGCAAGUCAAUCUGCGUUUGUUGUUGCAACUGUUUUGCUUGCAUCUCUGUUACUUGACUUCUGUGUCAGAAUGGAAUUUUUAAGCAGCAUGGAGCCUGUUUUGACCAUCCGCCCUGAGACCUUCAGUGGAAACGACUAUCCAAAUAUCACUGAGUUGAAAAAUUUCCCACUAUUGAAUGGAUCCCAAAGACUUGAGUGUCAGCAGCCCGACAUGCAAAAUGAAACACAACACAAGCCAUUUGACUGUGGUUUGUUUACUUGUCAACGCCAAGUGCCAGCUGAUCGCGAAGGGGUCGAUUUAAAAUACGGAUGUGGCUACGUAUGGAGUUCCAAACACGGCCAAGGCCAAAAACAAACUUUCACUUCUACUUCCACGGAUUGUAAUAAUCUUAACUCCGAAUAUGUGCCUUUCAGGUUUUACUCCGAAUAUUUGACUUCUAAACAAUUAGGCCUACAUGCCUCAUUGGGUGAAGUAACGGCAACCCAAAACCGACUAGUCUAUGCGUGUGCUUGUUCUCUAGUAGAGAAUGGAACCGAAAUGCAAGACAGAAUCACAUGUACUGGUACGGAUACCAUCAAUCGGACGCUUUCGCAACAGUUUUGUGAUCGGGACAGAUACACUUAUUUGAGUUAUAACCUUGCACGGCCUAAUGGAAAAGUGUCAGUCAGUUACAUGGAGCCGUUGGACGGCUGCAUACAGCCACACCGUGGGGUACUUCUCGGAUGUUAUUAUCCUGAAGCUGGAGAUAAUGACAUGAUCACCUCUGUGUGA
This is a messenger RNA of Dicrocoelium dendriticum, 2140 nucleotides long. The record is from the annotation of a GenBank genome assembly. Lineage: Eukaryota; Metazoa; Platyhelminthes; Trematoda; Plagiorchiida; Dicrocoeliidae.